Molecule: messenger RNA, 969 nt
Organism: Adelges cooleyi (spruce gall adelgid)
Lineage: Eukaryota; Metazoa; Arthropoda; Insecta; Hemiptera; Adelgidae
Product: ELL-associated factor 2-like
Exons: 5
Coding region: 91-810 (239 amino acids)
Biological process (GO): regulation of transcription elongation by RNA polymerase II; positive regulation of DNA-templated transcription
Cellular component (GO): super elongation complex
Molecular function (GO): transcription elongation factor activity
Source: RefSeq, a predicted model, not a curated record
GAUAACAACUACAUCAAUACUUUUUGAAUACAUCAUCACGUUCACUUUUAGUGUCUCGUUUACAAACUUCAACAAAUUUGUUUACUAGUUAUGGAUGAUGAGUUGUCGGAUCCUUUGAAACUUGUUGGUAGUGAGCCAGUUCAACUGAAAUUCGGCUCAACAUUUUCAGGCAAAGGUCCUGGUUUCCAUACACUACGAUAUGACUUUAAGCCUGCUAGUGUAGAUGUAAACAAACCUGCAAGUGUCGAUAUUGAUCCGUCAAAUCGGGAAGUUACUGUCACAGUACCCAAUUUUGAGGGUGCUGGUGCUGCACAUACAGUGUUCAAAGGAUCACAUAAAGAUUAUACAACAAAAGAAUGUGUACUAAUCAUUGACCACGCUACAGGUGAAAUAACGUUAGAAAAACUCACUACUAAUGUACAACUCAAAACAACUAGAAAUGCGGUUGAAAAGCCCCAAAAACCUAUUGUGAAAUUUAAUCCAGUUAUGCCGGAAAACAAUAUACCAACUACUGUAAAUAAGCAGCCAAAAAGCCAAGCUCAACCAACAAAAAAACAACCCUGUGAUGAUUUGGUACCAGCAGCUAGAGAUCUGGAACUGAGUGAGUCUUCUAGUGAUUCUGAAUCGAGUAGCUCGUCUGACAGUGAUAGUGAUGAUUCAAUAUCACCCCUACCAUCCCCCAAGAGUGAGGCUAAACAAACUACACCCACUUUUAGUACAUUUAAUUCAAAUGGCUUUAAAGAACGAUUAGUUGAUCCAGAACGUAUUUUAGAUGAAGACCUUCAACUUUCUGAAUCAGACUCCGACUGAUUACCAUUUUAUGACACAAAUACCAAAUACUAUGAAUGAAGUCCUUCAGUCUUGUGUCAACGAUGAUAUUUUUUUCAUAUAAAUAAUGUAUUUUUAAACCUACUUAAAUAUAUAUAUAUAUACAUAUAUAAAUACAAAAAUAUACCAAGUUAUCGUAAA